Molecule: messenger RNA, 4030 nt
Organism: Labrus bergylta (ballan wrasse)
Lineage: Eukaryota; Metazoa; Chordata; Actinopteri; Labriformes; Labridae
Gene: b3gat1a
Product: beta-1,3-glucuronyltransferase 1 (glucuronosyltransferase P) a
Biological process (GO): chondroitin sulfate proteoglycan biosynthetic process; carbohydrate metabolic process
Cellular component (GO): Golgi membrane
Molecular function (GO): galactosylgalactosylxylosylprotein 3-beta-glucuronosyltransferase activity
Source: RefSeq, a predicted model, not a curated record
UCUCAAUCUCAAGCUAAGAGGCUACUUUAGUCUCCGACAUAAGCACAUUCACAGAUGUCGCUGCACGUGUAGAGGCGUCUCACCCGUCACGACGGAGCUCCGUUAUUCCCACGGAAUAAGAGAAGCAGAUAGGUGCAAAUAAAGGAUAAGGAGGGGGGGAAGCGGAGCUGGAGAAAGAUAAGGUGUGAAGACAGGAACCGCGGAGGAAAAAACACACAUCGAUGCCACACUGACGUCUCCCCCUCACGCGCCUGUUUUGGUGUGAGCGCGAGAAGAGGAGAGAGGAAAAGGGAGGAAAAUAAAUCCUGGGAGCCUGAUUCCUUCAUAUGCUUUGCAUCCCGGUUUUUUUUUUUUCGUUUACUCCCAUCAUCCAAGGUAUGAAGGCCGGUGUCCACUGGCAAGGCAAAAUAAAAGAAGAGGAUGCUUUGACUGCUGCCUCUCUGUUAACAAGGGUCACGGAAGAAGAAGAAGAAGAAGUAGUCAGGGACAACACACAGCGGGGACAAAACUAGGAUUUCUGCCGCAUGCGCUGGGAAUAGGAGUCUCACACCGAAGUCUCUGAAUGAGGCGGCAUCAAGUGAGACUCAGAGUUGAGGUGGCAAUCCAACGAUACCGACGCUAGGAGGGAAGGAGGAAAGGAGGAACACACUGGAGGAGGGGCUUGCACGCUCUGCAAACAGGCAGUCUGGAGCCAGCUUGUCCUGUCUGUGUGAAAAGACAAGGCAGAGGAGCAGGAGAGGAAAUGAUUGGCUGAGGUGUCAUGGACAACGUCAGCACUAGCUCUUCCAGUAUGCAGUGUGGACUUUCCUGCUGCGCAUCACCAGUGGUGCCAUAAUCCAGUUAUAUCUGUGGGUAAUGUUGAGCCAAAUAACCAAUCCUGGAGAUGCCGAAGAGAAGAGAUAUUCUUGCCAUCGUGUUGAUCGUGUUACCCUGGACUCUGCUCAUCACUGUUUGGCACCAAAGCGCUAUAGCUCCACUCCUCGCCAUCCGCAAGGCCUGUCACCACCUAGUAAAAGAGAUCUUUAUCAUUCCAGAGAGGCUUGCAGUCCGCCACCACCGGCUCUCAGAUGACGGUGUGGAGGGGAAGAGGGAGUCAGGCGGCCCGGCUCAGGACUCUAAGGAAUACUGUGCUUCAGAUAAGGACAUAGUGGAGGUGGUGAGGACAGAGUAUGUGUACACACGGCCUCCACCCUGGUCUGAUGUUCUGCCCACCAUCCACAUCAUCACCCCGACGUACAGUCGCCCGGUGCAGAAGGCGGAGCUGACGCGGUUGGCGAACACGUUCCUCCAUGUUCCCAACCUGCACUGGAUCCUAGUCGAGGACUCGCAAAGGAGGACGCCACUCGUGACGCGACUUCUCCGAGAAACUGGGCUUAACUACACCCACCUCAAUGUAGAGACACCCAGGAACUAUAAGCUGCGGGGGGACACUCGGGAUCCUAGAAUCCCCCGGGGCACUAUGCAGAGGAAUCUGGCCCUGCGAUGGCUGAGGGAGACCUUCAACGCCAACAGCAGCCAGGCUGGGAUCGUCUACUUUGCUGACGACGACAACACGUACAGCCUGGAGCUGUUUGAAGAGAUGAGAACGACUCGGAAAGUUUCCGUGUGGCCUGUGGCAUUUGUGGGCGGCUUGCGGUACGAGUCCCCCAAGGUCAAUGCAGCUGGAAAGGUGUACGGCUGGAAGACAGUUUUCGACCCGCAUAGGCCCUUUGCAAUCGACAUGGCUGGCUUCGCUAUCAACUUAAGGCUCAUCCUCUUCAAGCCACAAGCCUAUUUUAAGCUCCGGGGGGUAAAGGGAGGCUACCAGGAGAGUAGUUUACUUCGGGAACUCGUCACACUCAACGACCUGGAGCCUAAAGCAGCCAAUUGCACUAAGAUACUCGUUUGGCACACAAGAACGGAGAAACCUGUGCUCGUGAACGAGGGGAAGAAAGGAUUCACAGACCCCAAUGUGGAGAUUUGACCCUUUCCUCCCGGACCAGGUUGAUUGGCCUUGGACCUGCAGAGGAGGAAAAAAAAAAGAAGCUGAGUCGCUUGAUAAGUGCAACCAGCGCUCAAGUCUUAAUCAUGAGAAAAAAAAAGGAAAUGGGGCCUUUGAAAGAGGAUUUAAUCCUCUUGGCUGGAUCUGACAUUUAAAAAAAAUAUGGACUCCAUCAGUCUAAAUGUAUCAUAUUAAAGCACAGAUUAGUACGAGGCAGCUGGUUGCUCGUCUGGUCUAAGACUGAAGUGCAGAGGAGACAACGCAUCACAGGGCGGAUUGUGGACGGACGUGACCUGCACAUUCACGGCCAACUGAGGACAUCCUUACAAAAGAGACAGCACAAUAUGACAAGCAUACAGCCAGCAGAUUCAACCAAACAAGCAGGUUCAAGAAUAUCCUUCACCUCAAAUGACUGAAGGGGGAAAAAAAAAGACUAAUAUUGUCUGGAUCUGCACGUGGUACGAGAAGAGAGGAACUCCUCUCGACCACAAGGAGAAACAUCAUCAGCCCGGACAAACACCCAACUCUGAGAGCAAAUGUGUCUCGUCUGGAUUUUUGCAAACACAAACACUGCGAGGGGAAGGAAUGUUCUUUUGAUAACUAUGAAAUGUUUGCUUUAAUUUAAUUGAAUUCCUUUUGACAAGCACUUGACUUGCUAGUUCAAUUCUCUUGACUCUACCUACAUGUACUCUUGGGUUAUCAUUGUUCAUUUUAGAGUGUCAUUAUUACUCAUGCAUUUAAAGUCAACCAAACACUUGAGGAGAGAGACUGCUGUUUUAAAUGUGAGCCCCCACCCCCCCCAACCCCACCCCUCGUCCCCUGGUGGGGCAUGGUAACACAUUCAAUCCCAACGCUCCUUUAAGCACUUAUAAAAUACACAUAAAAGUCUCUUCUUUUCCCUCCCAUGGUGAUUUCCUCACAUUGACAGAUGACAUGGCACAGGUUCAUUCUAGGUUCAACACAUGGAUAGAGUUACAGCACAUCACCAAUCUCAUUUGGUAACAGAAACUCCACUUUGUGACACGUUCAGAACUUUAAAAACCAGCUACACGGUAGAUUUAUGAAUGCUGAACUAAUUGCAGUACUAUGACAGAGGAUUAGGGCCACGUCACAUUUAUUUAAAAAAAAAAUAAUUUACGAGAAUAAAGUCGUAAAUUUACGAGAUUGAACUAGUAUUAACUAGUUCAAAACGACUUUAAUCUUGUAAAUUUACUACUUUAUUCCCGUAAAUUUACAACUUUAUUCUAAAAUUAUAUGUUUUUAACAUGGCCCUAAUCCUCCGCCGUACAGUAUAAAUGCCAUAUAAAGUUUAAUCUGUAAAAUAGAGAGUAAGUAUAGUGAGUUAAAAUGCCCAUCGUCCAUGCACUCCUAAAGGUGGGGUCCCUCUCCUCUCUUAAAAAAAAAUAUGUCUGCCAUGUGAAAGAAGUGGAAUUAACUAAAAGCUAAAUAAGGACGCUCAGGCUACAUCUGCUAACUUAUAUUACAACUCACCUUCAAAGAGUGAGAAAUAAAUCAAACAUUCAGAUAACUGAUGCAUGGCCCUAAAUAUUGUUUAGAAGAUUCCACUGAUGAAACUAGAUAAUGCUACUUUCUAAUUAACAGCAGGCUAAAGAAAAGCACAACAAAAAUGAGUCGAGGAUUUGGUAGCAACACUGACUGACCACGUUCGCUUCUGUGUGUCAUGGUUUCACUUUGUAUGAGUAUCUGUUUGUUGUACAUUCACUGGAUCACAGCAGCAGGGACAAUAGACAUCAGAAGGCUGACGCUGCGUGCUGAACACUGUAACAAAGUUAUUCUACACCUCGUAUAAUAGAACCUCUUCCUCAAACUCUAUAAAUCAUCCCCCUCUCUAUGGUAGCUCUUAUCUAACACUGCCCUGCAGAAGUAGCUGGAGAUAAUUCAAACAGAGCCUCUGUACUGUUGCCAGAUUAUCUCUGUGCAGUACCCCCCCCCCCCACCCUUCAACACACACAAACCCCAAAAUACACCGCUGCAGUAUCAAAACUUACAAAGACGUCACAGCCUCUUUGGGCUCAUCAGCCAGGAGAA